AUGGCAUCCUCAUCCUUCAGAGACUCCAUGAAUUCCCUCGGAUGGUCACGCCGAGAUCCGGAUGUGCCUGUCAACACUGCUCAGCAGACCGGCCUCUUAUCGUCAAUCAAGUCGUUGAACCCUUUUGGCGACAGUGGCUAUGUUAGACUUCCAACGACUGAGGGAGCCGGGGCACCACUUCCGGCCAGGACUCGUCGAGAAGAAGAUGAGGCUUGGUUUGCUUUGAGCAGAUGGGACCGAAUUCUUAUCUUCAGUGGCUGCAAUCUCGGUGCUCUUGCUUGUUUUGUUAUUGUUUUUGCCUUAUGGCCGAUCAUGAUGGCAAAGCCUCGCAAGUUUGCUAUCUUAUGGUCCUUGGGUUCAGCCUUGUUCCUUGCAUCAUGGGCUGCUAUGAUGGGCCCAAUUACUUAUGCCCAGCACCUGAUAUCGACACCACGCCUCCCUUUCACUGCAGCUUAUUUCGGGUCCAUUGCCCUCACUCUAUAUUUCAGUCUCGGUCUUGGAAAUACAAUCUUGACCUUCAUAUCCUCCAUUGUGCAGUUGGCUUGUUUGUUAUGGUAUCUAGUCAGCUACUUCCCUAUGGGAUCGAGUGGGCUGCGGCUUGCGACAACCUUUGGGGCUCAAAGAGCUGCCGCUUGGGUGACAGGUUAA
Lachnellula hyalina is the source of this 648-nucleotide messenger RNA. RefSeq names its product Protein transport protein (gene SFT2). Lineage: Eukaryota; Fungi; Ascomycota; Leotiomycetes; Helotiales; Lachnaceae. Gene Ontology annotation, cellular component: membrane. The transcript is spliced from 5 exons. The coding region runs from base 1 to 648 and encodes 215 amino acids. The record is from RefSeq and is a predicted model, not a curated record. Gene Ontology annotation, biological process: vesicle-mediated transport.